AUGGCUAGCUCGUUUCUGUCGAUCUACUCCGACAGUUGGACUCUGUCUGAACGACCCGGGUCAAACCUGAUCCAGCUGGACGCUUUGAACGCCACCGGCAGUGACUCGGGUUCUAGCAGCGCGCGUGCUAGCAGCACCCAUGUGGGCGGGCCCACUAUAACGCCGCUGUUGCGCCCGCUGACAACGGAGCCGGAGCCGGAGUUCACCGAGCCCCUUUUAACCGACGGCGACCUAGCCGCCAUGUCCAUCGCGCAGCGCAGCUCCGAGACCUUGCGACGCGUAAGCGAGAGUAUGCGCCAUGAAAACGUUCCUGUGUCUCCGCAGCUCGUAAUGCAUCGCCAUGCAUGGGACGUGCAGCCGCGCGUCUCUGCGCAGACGCGGUUCCCUCUAGACCACGUGCCUAUAAAAUGCAACAUCCUGCAGACAUUACGCGACCUGCUGCGGGAGUAUCUGGCAGCUGCAGGCACGGAGUCGUCCACAACAACUGCGCUCGAGCAUGUCGCCAAGGUGCUGCACUAUCUAAGCAAGCUGAUCCAGGCUGCACAGCUGGAUGCGAGCGCCAUGCUGCGGCAUGGCUCCGCCGCUUCUGAGACGACACACCAGCGCGGCGGCUCUACGUCGUUUGAAGACGCGUCGUCGGUGGACGUGGAAGCGGCCUCAGGGUCGGUCUCCGGCGUCGGCUCCGGCCGGUCGCGGAUCUUUAGCCGGUUCUUUGCUCCGUCCAAAAGCCGUCGGGCGUCAACACCGUAUGGCCACGCACGUGCCGCGUCCGUGGCCACCAAGAGCACAAUCACGGUAGUCCCGGUCGGCACAAGCGGCGCCAGCACCAGUGUCAGCGCCAGUGUCAGCGCCAGUGCGGGAUCGGUCGUCCCGACCCAGCCCGUGUCUGGCUCGUCCCACAAGAUUCAAGACUAUACCAGCAUGCACACAUACCAGGAAAGCAUCGCAGCGCUGGGCGUGGUGCUACAGACGCUGCCUCAGACAGACCAAAACAACAUCAUAUUCCAUUUUGUCGACCAAAAAAUCAAUGCGUUCAUAAUAAAGGACUGUCGGGCGCUACUGCGUUUUUACGUAGAGGAAGAGAUCAUCUCGCGGCUGUAA
Messenger RNA from Lachancea meyersii CBS 8951, 1101 nucleotides. The record is from the annotation of a GenBank genome assembly. NCBI's taxonomy places the organism in Eukaryota, Fungi, Ascomycota, Saccharomycetes, Saccharomycetales, Saccharomycetaceae.